Messenger RNA from Vollenhovia emeryi, 1626 nucleotides. RefSeq lists its product as uncharacterized. The record is from RefSeq and is a predicted model, not a curated record. Lineage: Eukaryota; Metazoa; Arthropoda; Insecta; Hymenoptera; Formicidae. The transcript is spliced from 5 exons. The coding region runs from base 1 to 1626 and encodes 541 amino acids.
AUGGCCAGACUGCGGUGGGAGGUCAGCCUGAAAGAUCUUGGCAUCGAGGGCCGGGUCAAUAUCAGAUCCGCGGCCACCGGUGCCAAGAUCAUAGAGGUAUCCGGGGAAGGGCAUGCCGAUAAGGCUGACCUUCUCGCGGGAACGUUUGCAACAAGUCAGAAAAGCGUGGGAACAAUUAUGGGCAAGAGAACUUGCGUUUUGGAGCAUUGUCGUAAUACAAUGUCCAAAGAAAUAAGUCUCCACCAAUUUCCCAUAAAUACAAAUAUAUUAUCGCAAUGGCUGAAAGCAAUGAAUAUGAAAAAAGUGCCAGGACAAAGUUGGAUAUGUAGCGAUCAUUUUGCGAAAUCUGAUUUCUUUCCACGUCGAAAUGGAAGAAGGAAUAUAUUGCAUUUUAAUGCAGUUCCUUCGAGGAACAUGAAAAGUUUGCUGCGAGUUCCAAGUUUAGGGGACUUUCAGGCUCAGCGGCGCAACGAAAGGCGAGCACAAAGGGCACGAUCACUGGAAGACAUGAGGAGCGGGGAUUGUAAAAUGGAUAUCGACACAAGGGCUGAUCAACUUGUAAAAGCGAGUACAUCGGAACCUUCAAUUGAUGCUGCUGUUAAAACAUAUGAUUCUUCAUUUUUUGAUGUGCCACUAACGUCAAAUUAUGCUUGCAUUGAGGGAAGUGAAAAUUCAUCAAGGGAAGCUGAGCAAAUCGGACGAGAUGAAAAUGUUGAUAAAGCAAUCCAGGAAAGCAAACAGCAAUGGGACACCUAUGUAGUUCCUGGAAAAUGCAGCGACGUAUGCUCGGGUGAUACACUGGACUGCGAAGAUAUUGAUGGUCAUACUGUGAUUGUCGAAAGCAUUCAAGAAUUGAAAGAUGUUGGCACAGCAACUGAUAACUACGAAUUUUUUGUAAACACCGGUAUAGCAGUCAUAGAUAGCAUUAAAUUCGGGCAGCUUAGGCGUGUUUGUUCACGUUAUUUUUUUGAAACACUCGAUUCAUUGUAUCAUGUUCUCAAGAGUGGCAUUUAUUGGCCUACAAAGGAUGAAAUUUUGUCCACUUUGCCGGCAUGUUUUUCCAGCUUUGCGAAAACUAGAAUUGUAUUGGAUUGUACCGAGGUGCCAAUCGAGAAACCAAAAUGUUUGCGUUGUCGCAUUCGAUGUUACUCUCAUUACAAAGGUCGUGAAACUGUAAAGAUUCAAAUUGGGGUUACACCCUCAGGGUUGGUGUCACACCUGAGUGAUGUUUUUGGGGGGAGAGCUUCGGACAAAGCUAUAUUCAACAGCACAGACAUUUUGGAAAAUCUUACUCCGUACGUAGAUGCCAUUAUGGUGGAUAAGGGUUUUUUAAUUGAAGCUGAAUGUGCCCAGAGAGGAAUCGAUUUAAUAAGGCCGCCAUUUCUUGCUAAACAAAAACAGUUCACAACUUCCGAUGUGUGUCAUACUAAAAAAAUUGCUGCUGCCCGUAUCCACGUUGAACGUGCCAUACAACGCAUAAAGUUAUUUCAGAUAAUGUCAGGCCCAGUGUCUUGGCGUCUCGUGCCUCAUUUCGGAGAAAUUGUUACCGUUAUUACUGCAAUUGUAAAUCUUUCACCGCCUAUAAUUGGCGAGCAGGGAUUCAGAGAAAUAAAGACAGAAAAUUGA